Danio rerio (zebrafish) is the source of this 1203-nucleotide messenger RNA. The record is from RefSeq and is a predicted model, not a curated record. Lineage: Eukaryota; Metazoa; Chordata; Actinopteri; Cypriniformes; Danionidae.
GAUAUGCAUAAACUGCUGUGCUUUGCCACCAAAAGGACAAGAUGCCUCACCUUAAGUGUGAGUUUGAUCAUCUGUUUAUUUAUAUUCUCUCAACCCUCUAUACAAAGACACAUCUUUGGAGUUUGUGCAUGUGGUCAGUGUGUGGCUGACAUCUUUUAUGACGCAUGGUUCCGAAUGCACUACGACCCCAACAUCGAACUUCUACUGACUAAGAAAAACAGCAUACUCAGCGAUGCACUCUACAGGUGGUGGCAAAAGCUACAGUAUAAAAGCAGAGUGAACUACAAAGCAGUGUCAGAGAUGUUAUUUGGCAUAUUCCCAAAUGAAGAAGAUUACUCUGAUGCUGGUCCAGGCCGCUGCAGAACCUGUGCUGUAGUGGGGAAUUCAGGGAACCUUAAUGGAUCUCACUAUGGUGUUCUCAUCGAUGCCCAUGAUCUUGUCAUUAGGAUAAAUAAAGGACCAACUGAGGGUUUUGAGCGGGAUGUGGGGCUUAAGACCACUCACCGUAUGAUCUACCCUGAGAGUGCUGUGGACAUGGAUAACUCCACUUAUUUGGUGCUGAUUCCUUUCAAGACUCUAGAUCUGCAGUGGCUAAUUAGUGUAUUUACAACAAAACACAUUGAUCGAACAUACAUUCCAGUAAAACCCACUAUAAAAGCAAACAGAAACAAGGUGAUGGUCCUACAUCCUAGUUUUCUGAAGUAUGUCCAAGAACAUUGGCUGCAGAAACAUGGCAGAUAUCCAUCCACUGGUUUUAUUACACUUAUAUUUGCCCUGCACAUCUGUGACCAGGUGAGUGUUUUUGGGUUUGGAGCAGAUAAAGAUGGAAACUGGCAUCAUUACUUUGAACAUAAAAAGCAUCCUCGGAAUGCUGGCAAUCAUGGAGGAAGCUAUGAGUAUCUUAUAGCACUUAAGCUUCACGAGAAACAAGGAAUUCGUCUGUAUAAAGGAUGGUGAUCACUUCAUUGAAUUGUAUUUGACUUUUUCUCUUUGUUUUUUUGUUUUUGCUUUUUUUGGACCCAGAGUCAUGUUCUUAAAUGAGACUGCAGUUACCAGCUAGACAUUUGUCUACAAAGAACAUACUUGCAAUUGCUGUUUUUAGGAAAUAAAGAAAAAAGUUAUUGCGUAAAUAAUUAUAAGUGUUAUGAUGUGGGCGUCAUGGUGGCCAGUGGGUAGCAAGAUUGCCUCUCAGCAAAAAGGUCG